CUCUUUUUUGGAGUCUGGGCUAAGCUCUUCGUCUGUUGGGCACAAUGUCGCCAACCUCUUCUAUGCAAUUAUUCAACUUGCAAUAUAUAUAGUUACAAAAAUGAAUGUAGUAUUAAAAAAUUGAAGCAGUCUACGAAUUUCAAAAUAUUUGACUUGCAUGUGGUUACAAAAUUCAGAAAGUUAUAAGCAUGGAGAAAAUGAGCAGUCAACUAGGAGAGAAAUUUUUAACUCGAUUAGCAGUAGAAAGAAAUUCUCAAAAAAAGGAAUUUGAUGUUAUUAAGGAAAAUGAUAAUUCAUCUUGCAUUAACUUUAAUUUUAAAUCAUCGAAACUUUUAUCUAAGAAGUGUAAGAAUGGAGUUGAUUCAUUGUUAGAAAAAUUAGAAAAUUAUAACAAAAAGGCUUGUAGUUCAGAUAACUUUGGGGUACCCAGCAUUAUAAGCACUGAAGAAAAAGACUCUCACAGUAUUAAUAGUAUGUCUCCUGAAUAUUGUAAAUCGAGAUCUCCUUAUUGUCGAGAUGAUGUCAUUUCACCCACAUUCAGUAAUGAUGAUUCAAACGAAACAAAACAAAGACGAAAGCGUAAGUUGGGCAAGCCACUUAAACUUGCUAAAGAUGGAAAGUCAGAUGAUUUUUCCAAACUCACCAUUGCUCAAUCUACAUUACCAGUAAACAGUGAAAACAUUCAUAAAUCUGUUGACUCUCAACACGAUUUAGCAAGUCAAACCCUUAUGCUGAAUUCAACUCCACUGAUUAAUGAAAGUUUAAGUUGCCAAUUAAAUAAGUUUCCUAGAAAUUUGAAAUCAUUUUUUACACUAAAUGAAUGCAAAAAUUUCACUGCAGAGCAAUGCGAUAAGUUGAAUGAAUUUUUUGAAGAAAAUAAUUUUCAACAGAUUAAAGAAAAAGCUGAUCCAACCCAAAUACGCAGAAAAAGCGAAUGUUCAACGAGACCCUUGAGGAAAAAUGAAAGAUUUCGAAGAAAAUCUUGUAGUGACAUAAAAGAACUUCUUCCUCAAUCUACUUCUAAAAUUGAUGUAUUAGGAACUUCUGUUACUUUUAAUGAAGUUGAGUCUCAGUUAGAGGAAAUGUUUGCUGGUCUUAUUGAAUCAGAUAAAGAUGCUUUGAAAAAAAACGCGCAAGAUGCACGUAAACAGCUUAAUGUUACGGAAUACGAGCUCCAAGAAAACAUGAAAACUAAAAGGAUAGUGGAUCUUAGUAACUCGGACAUUGUUUCUUCAAAAUUAAAAACUAAUCAUGAGUAUAAACGUAAGAAAACAAGAACUAUAUCUAAUAAGUUGAGACAAAAGAAAACUGAUACUUCGAAAAAAAAAAAUAAAUGUGACAGUAUUCAAGGUAUUUUAUCUGGAAAUAAUUCCGUAAGUAAUAACUUUUUUAAAUAUAAGGGCCCAAUAAUACAUGUAAAAGGAUUAAACACCAGUCCUAAUUGUGCUCAAAUAAUGAAUGUUUCUAAAGACGACGAUGAAGAUAAAAACAAAGAAAAACGUAAAAACAAUUUAAGCAGCACUAACGGCAGAGGAAAAAAAUCAAGUUUUCAAAUGAAUCUUGAAUAUCAAGGUAAAACGUGUAAUGCCAAGCUUUUCAAUUCAACAUUAUCGGUUAGAUAUGACGCAUAUACAGCUGAUAUGACGUGGAUAUGUGUUCUCUGUAAAAAAGGUCCACAUUAUAUAGUACCUGGAAACUCUUCCGAUUUUUUCCAUAAUUCAUCUUAUUCUGGGACAUAUACGAAAACCGACGUUUGA
Molecule: messenger RNA, 1757 nt
Organism: Copidosoma floridanum
Lineage: Eukaryota; Metazoa; Arthropoda; Insecta; Hymenoptera; Encyrtidae
Biological process (GO): regulation of transcription by RNA polymerase II
Cellular component (GO): nucleus
Source: RefSeq, a predicted model, not a curated record